Maniola jurtina (meadow brown) is the source of this 671-nucleotide messenger RNA. RefSeq names its product frataxin homolog, mitochondrial (gene fh). The record is from RefSeq and is a predicted model, not a curated record. The transcript has 2 exons. Lineage: Eukaryota; Metazoa; Arthropoda; Insecta; Lepidoptera; Nymphalidae. Gene Ontology annotation, molecular function: ferric iron binding; iron chaperone activity; 2 iron, 2 sulfur cluster binding. Gene Ontology annotation, cellular component: mitochondrion. Gene Ontology annotation, biological process: iron incorporation into metallo-sulfur cluster; intracellular iron ion homeostasis. Bases 89 to 613 code for a protein of 174 amino acids.
UAUUGACUUUGACAACUUUGCAUGAAAAAAGGCAAAAACAAAAUUGCAAAAACGGACUAAACCAGCGAAAAUUUUAUGUUUUAUCAAUAUGCUAAGAAAUUUCUUACGUACCAGCCGUUGGCUGGCACGAAGGCAAAUAAUUAUUGCGCCAACAAUAUGCAGAUAUUGGGACAGAAACCUAAAGUUUAGUAAAAUAGAAAGCUUAACAAAACGCAUGUAUAGUUCCCAAAACAUACAACUUUCCGACGUAGACCCUGUGAUAUUUGAUAAAGUGUGCAACGAAACAUUGGAAUCUCUGUAUGAAUACUUUGAGGAACUAAUAGACCAGUCGCCUAACUUGAAAGGAGCUGAUGUUACAUUCAGUGAUGGAGUUCUAACAAUAGCCUUAGGACCUAACUAUGGCACUUAUGUAAUUAAUAGACAAACACCUAACAAGCAAAUCUGGUUAAGUUCACCAACAACAGGUCCUAAACGCUACGACCUUGUACUAAAAGAUGGUGGAUAUUGGAUUUACAAACAUGACGGAGUGACAUUACAUCAACUUUUGCAACAAGAAAUUUCACAAAUUGCUAAGAACAUCGAUUUUAAAACUUGUGCACAUGCUUUAGUCUAAUUUUUGGUUCUGUAUGUUAUAUAAUAAUUUACUGUAAUAUAAGUAGGCAUUCAAUUUA